UUCCGUAAAUAAAAGUUCAGUGGUCCAAUCCCAAGCACUCGUUCUCUAUAACAAUGUGUGACGUCAUGAGUUGUGUUGUAGGAGAAAAUGGCUGAAUUAGGCAGAAACCCUGUUUGGGGCCGAAAAGCACGUUUACUUCUAGGAUUAGGUGUAUUCUUAGGACAAGGAAGUUCAGCAAAUGGAGUGGAGUGUUACUGUGAUGGCCAUUGUCCCGACGGUAAGCCCAAUGGAACGUGUGUGGGACAGCCUGGAAGCCAGUGCUUCAGUGCUGUGGAGGAGGUUUAUAACUCGGAAACGGGGAUAUGGGAGGAGGAGCGGACGUUUGGCUGCCUGCCUCCUGAUGAAAGUGGUUUAAUGCAGUGUAAAGGCCACCUGGUACCUCACAUGCGUGGCAAGUCAAUAUUGUGCUGUAACUACACAAAUCUGUGUAACCAGUUCCUACUACCAGAGCCAGUAAGGGGCAGCACUACCCCACGACCAUCACUCACUUAUGAUGACAGCAUCCCCUAUAUUGCUCUCAUCAUCUCCAUAACUGUUUGUCUUAUUGCAUUCCUCAUCGUAGUUGCAUGUGUUUAUCUCAGGUAUAAGAAGCGUGAGGAUCGCAGACAAAUGUACCUUGUGCAGGCAACAAGGAACUGUGACCCUUAUCUGGCAAACAGUGGUACCCUUCAGGAGCUGAUAGAUCAGAGUUCAGGAUCAGGCUCUGGGUUGCCUCUGCUGGUUCAACGUACGAUUGCAAAGCAGAUCCAGAUGGUACAGUCAAUAGGAAAAGGUAGAUAUGGAGAAGUGUGGCUUGCAAGGUGGCGAGGAGAGAGGGUUGCAGUUAAAGUCUUCUUCACAACAGAAGAAGCAAGUUGGUUCCGAGAGACUGAAAUCUAUCAAACAGUAUUGAUGCGACAUGAAAAUAUUUUAGGUUUCAUUGCAGCUGACAUCAAAGGCACAGGCUCAUGGACGCAGAUGCUCCUGAUCACGGACUACCAUGAAAAUGGCUCAUUACAUGACUACCUUCACACACAUGUGCUAGAUCCCUCAUCUCUUCUGACCCUUGCUCUCUCUGCUGCAAGCGGAGUGGCACACCUCCAUACUGAGAUUUUUGGUACCCGAGGCAAACCAGCUAUAUCACAUCGUGAUAUCAAGAGCAAAAAUAUCCUGGUAAAAAGAAAUGGCCAGUGUGCCAUUGCAGAUUUUGGCCUAGCAGUGAGAUAUAUCAGUGAAAGCAAUGAGAUUGACAUUGCACCCAACACACGUGUUGGGACUCGACGAUACAUGGCACCUGAGGUGCUUGAUGAGUCGCUAAACACAUCUGCAUUUGAAUCAUUCAAGAUGGCUGACAUGUACUCUCUUGGCCUGGUGUUCUGGGAAAUGGGCUGCCGGUGUGUGACUGGGAACAAACUUAGUGCAGCUGACGAUUAUCAACUCCCAUACUAUAACUGUGUUCCCAGUGACCCUUCCUUUGAAGACAUGCAUGAAGUAGUGUGUAUCAAGAGGAUCCGCCCACACAUCCCUCCAAGAUGGGAAUCAGAGGAGGUUCUGAGGACGUUGGCAAAAGUUAUGCAAAAACCAAACCCAGCAGUGAGACUGACAGCACUCAGAGUAAAGAAGACGUUAUGUAAAUUGGAUGCAGAUAAUACAGUAAAAAUUGUCUAACACCAGUGAAAGUAAUGUAGGGAAUGUGCAAGCAAGAUUUUUCACAGACUGCAACUAAGACUUCAGCAAGUGAAAAGUAUUGUAUCAUCUUGUAUAAAGUGAAGCUUUCGCGGCGACAAAAGUUGAAAGAAAGGCUCUCGGGCUACAAGCUGCAUCAGGUGGCUGGAUGGUGAAUACACCAUGUCCUGUGCCAACAUUUCGAGAGCCAUCUCUGCUCUCAUCCUCAGGGCAGCUGCGUAACAAACUGGUCGUCUGUAGCACACUCACCGAUGGAAAUUGGCAAUGAAUGGCAGGUAGUAGCAUGGUGUUGCUGGUGGCCCGUCUGUUGCUUUGUUUGACGCUGACCAAUAGAAACUAGCAGUUGAGGUCAAGUGCAAACUCUCGCAGACUUCUCAGGUUGUUCAAGACGGCACCAUGCUACUACUUGCUGUCCAUUGCCAGUUCCCAUCAGAAAGCACUCUACAGAAGAACAGUUUGUUACGCAGCUGCCCUGAGGAUGAGAGAAGAGAUUGCUCUCGAAACGUUGGCACAGAAUAUGGUGUAUUCACCACUCAACUGCCUGAUGCAGCUUGUAGCCCAAUUGUCUUUCAUCAAUUAUUGUAUCAUCUUAUUCAAGCAAGUGAAAAUAUUCUUUAAGAAUAUCAGAAUGCCUAAUGUCAUUGUACAGUAGUGUUAACAAUGAAUGGAAUUGUGAACAAGUACAUGUUAACGCAUUGACCAGUCUUACAUGUGCAGGAAGACGUGUUAUGGCUGACAGCCAUAAGAUUGAAGUGGUUUGUGUUCAGUUUUACAUAAUAGUGUACAGGAAAUGUGCAGUGAAAUUUUGGUUUUUAGCCUAAUGUAUACAUUACAAAUGUGUGUGAAGAACAAGAAAAAUUUUGGUGGCCUUGGUAACUGUUAACUGUGUGACAUUGGUAUGUGAUCAUUUUUGUUCACUAAAUGAUACAAAUUUUUUUGACACAUUGUACAUAAGAUCAAAAAUAAUAGGUGCAUAACUUAUGUUAA
This is a messenger RNA of Zootermopsis nevadensis, 2652 nucleotides long. It is a transcript of the gene tkv, whose product is annotated as serine/threonine receptor kinase thickveins. NCBI's taxonomy places the organism in Eukaryota, Metazoa, Arthropoda, Insecta, Blattodea, Termopsidae. Gene Ontology annotation, molecular function: ATP binding; transmembrane receptor protein serine/threonine kinase activity. Gene Ontology annotation, biological process: cellular response to growth factor stimulus; protein phosphorylation; cell surface receptor protein serine/threonine kinase signaling pathway. The record is from RefSeq and is a predicted model, not a curated record. Gene Ontology annotation, cellular component: plasma membrane; signaling receptor complex.